Messenger RNA from Oncorhynchus keta (chum salmon), 2397 nucleotides. RefSeq names its product cysteine-rich hydrophobic domain 1 (gene chic1). The coding region runs from base 403 to 867 and encodes 154 amino acids. The transcript has 8 exons. NCBI's taxonomy places the organism in Eukaryota, Metazoa, Chordata, Actinopteri, Salmoniformes, Salmonidae. The record is from RefSeq and is a predicted model, not a curated record.
GGUGCUCAUUCUGUCGAGCUGAUCUGUGCAUGUUGGUAGCAGUGUUACCAACUCCUCAGUAAGGAAAGUAGCUAUUGUCUGUCCUAAAAGUCGCCAGAAGUCGCUAAAUGACGUCAUCACCUAGUUUGCAUAAUUGGCCAUGUGCAUGUAUUUGUGAUUGACGCUGUAGGAGAGAGGAAUAACGUCGUGGGAGAGACAAAAAGUUUGGCUUGAGCAACAAAUUUGACACAGAGUUUCCCUCAGUACUCACGGGAAAGUUGUCACCAAAGUCAUUUUAGAGAUAUGGCAGUACGUCCAACCGGCCUCACAACCGCAGACCACAUGUAACCACGCCAGCCCAGGACCUCCACAUCCGACUUCUUCACCUGCGGGAUCGUCUGAAACCAGCCUCCCAGACAGCUGAUGAAACUUUGGGGUCGUGACAGUGGGCAAAUGCUAACCUUCGAUGGCCACUGGCUCUCUAGAGAAUUGUGCUCUUCACUGAUGAAUCCCGGUUUCAACUGUAACGGACAGAUGGGAGACGGAGUGUAUCGUGUCACGAGGGUGGCUCCAGAGGAGUUUAAAACCAGCAUCAGCAGAGUGAACGCUUGCUUGAAGAAGAACUUGCCUGUCAAUGUGAAGUGGCUUCUUUGCGGUUGCCUGUGCUGUUGCUGUACAGUGGGCUUCAGUCUGUGGCCCGUUAUAUGCCUCAACAAGAGAGCGAGAAGAUCUAUUCAGAAGUUGUUAGAAUGGGAAAACAACCGGUUAUAUCACAAGCUGGGCCUGCACUGGAAACUCAGCAAAAGGAAAUGUGAAAGCAGCAAUAUGAUGGAAUAUGUAAUUCUUAUAGAAUUCUUACCCAAAUAUCCUAUAUUCCGACCGGACUGAGCUGAGGAGGCUGUUGGGAGACCUGCAGUGUGACCCUUGACUCCUAUCCGUAGUGCCUUGUAUAUAUGUUGAAAUGAGGGUCUGCACCGGUGUAGAGAUGUCCCUUACCAUCUCCCAAUACCUUGUACAAUAGAAAUUGCAACACUGUCACUUUGCUUUAGAGCAGAUUUUGUAGGGCAGAUUUUGCACAGUUCCUUUCGAAGUAGAAAAAUGCCCCCUUUUUGUUGUGUGUAAUACAACUAGUGAUUGAACAAAAAUAUACUGUUGAAAAGUGCAUUUAGCCCAAAGAGCCAUCAUUAAUCGAGGCCAUGUAUCGUAUCGUAUCAGUAUUGGACACCUAGAGCAUCAUCGCCUUAUGUAAAACAAUAAAGGAUGUUAUAAGACAGGAGGAGACCAGCAUUUUGUAGCCCACCAAGUUCAAAUUCUGGUUAUUGGGUUUAAUUUCCUCAAAUCAAUUCUUCUUUGAAACAAAAAGUAGAUGUGAUGCUUGAAUUUGCCUAACAUACUAUUUGACAGCAUCAUGUUUUUUCUUUACUUUGGAAAUGACCCCUCUGUACAGGAGAAUUGAAACGAACCUGUAAAUAUGUUAGGAUAAACUGUACAGUGGUACGCUGUUGUUUACGUUGUGAUUUAGAUCUUUGAUUUGUUUUGUCAAAGUGCUGUACCAUAGUUUUGUUUAUGAAAGAUGUCUCUUACCAGUUUAUAUGGGCCUGUUUACCUAGUAAGCCAUAUAAUUUACAAUCUAUGUGAUGCCAGAGUUAGGACAGAAAAUUGCACUUAAGCUCGUCAAAAUGUCAUGAUUUCAGAGGAUGGUCAAACUGAGGUUCUGAGUAAUUUUACAAUGACACUAGUGAUGCAUGUUAUUUGUGUGGUUUUGCCAACUAAAGAAAAAAAGGUAAAGUGUCAUCCAGUUUAACGUGAGAUGGCUACUUAUCUUUAUGAUGUACUGCUGGAAACAAAGACUCCAACUUGGCACUUCCAUGUCAAAAUGUUUUUUUUUUGUCAAUCUUUUUGUUGCAGCUUUGUCUUUGUUCAUUUUAUAGUUUUGUAUUUUCCUAUAAUGUGUUUUGUCCUUGUUGUUAAAAACACACAUACAGCCUAGAGGACAUGACAUACUGAAAUAAAUGUUUCCUUAGUUAUUCAUUUUGUCCAGCGUUAGUGCACUAUUCAAUCCGCAUCGCUGAAGUUCAGCUUUACAGCGUGAUUGACAUUUCAAGGCAAUGUUCCCUCUUUAUUGAGGACAGCGUUCAUGGUAAACGCUGCAUAUGUCAGCUCAAUCGGAUAUGAGCUUUGAAUUUCUAUCGCUAAAUCUGUAAGGCCUUAGUGUUGUGUCCUUCACUUGUAGCUGAGAGUUUUGCUGUGUUACAGUGCCACUGGAAUGUUCGGUGAACCACAGUCAGUGAACUGGGUGUACUUGUUAAGGUUGACAUGCUCACUUGUAUUGGCCCUGUUACAGAGUACUUGUAAAUGUUUGUCAUGACAACUCAAUCCCUAUGGAAAGCUGAAAUAAAUAGUUGAUUUUGAAUUUUC